CGCUGCGGUCCAAUCGCAGUCGAUCCGCGGCGUCUUUCAAUCCACGGCUGUCCGAGGACCGCGCGCGUUCCGACCAUCACUCGUGUCGCACACGUUCGCCCGUCGACACGCGCGUGCUCAACCACACACACACACUCACACACACACGUACUCCACGAUGCGUUGCUCCGGCCAUCGCGGUAUUUCGGUCGUCACCGCUGUCGUUCUACUCCAACUGACCGCUCUAACAAGCGGUGCAGAAUACUAUGGAAAAUUCUUGAGCUCUUUUAAAUCCUAUCAUCACGGUUUAGGUGGAGAUGUAUACGCAGUGGAUGCUAGAACAUUACACAUCAGAAAUUUUGUAUAUGACGGCGAGGGACCAGCUGCAUAUUUUUACGGUUCCAACGGCAAACAACCAGGUAUCAACGGUUACAGGAUUCGUGACGAGAAAGCAUCAACUAACCCACUGAAACGGUAUAGGAACGAACACUUGACAAUCACUCUGCCCGAGGGUUUGACACUGCACGAUAUCAAGUGGUUUUACGUUUGGUGCGAAGACUUCUCGGUAAGUUUUGGUGAUGUGAAAAUUCCUCAUAAUUUGGACUAUCCAAAACCUCAAAAAAUUGAUGGUUUGUCGGGAAUUCAUGGAGUUUCUUCAGAAAACAUAGUAGUAGUUGAUGCUCAGACUUUGCUGAUUCCAGGAUUUUCCUACGAUGGAGAAGCACCAGAUGCCAAGUUUUGGGUGGGCGCCGGCGACAAACCGACUCCACAGGGUAUUAAAGUGGCAGACGAGAACGGGAAAGAAGGGCCCUUGCGACGGUAUGACCAUAAGACGAUCGUACUCACGUUACCGGGUGAUCUGACCAUAUUUGAUAUCGGUCAUUUUGGUGUAUGGUGUGAGGCAUUCACCGUAGACUUUGGCCAUGUGACCCUUCCAUCGGUUCUUAGCGUGCCACCAUCGCUGAAAAUGCUCGGUGUUCUGCCACAGUCAAAAUUAAACUGUGAAGUAUUACACGAUCCUUUAGGAUACGAAGUGCGAUGGGCAAUAGCAGGUGACAGCAUUGUAGUUCAGUUGGUGGCUAAGUUAGAAGCCAACCAAUACAUGGCUUUUGGUAUUUCCGGUUCGCCAACGACAAACCGUAUGGUCGGAGGUGACGUAGUCGUUGCCGGAGUGGACCAAAGUACAAUUAGUGGUUUUGCUCAGGACUAUUACUUGCUGGACAAAUCACAAUGCAUUGUACAACAAGAAACUGGACAAGUCAGUGGCAGUUGCCCCGAUUCUAACAUUCAGGGUCCGGCCGGUGAAAGUGUUCGUUUGUUGAAUGCGGCCAUAGUCAACGGAUACUCGAUAGUCACGUACCAGAGACCAUUGAAGUCCAAGGAUAAUCUCGACUCACCCAUAUUGACUAAUAACAGUCAGGCGAUCAUAUGGGCAAUUGGUCCUUUGAACGACAAACACGAAGUCUCGUAUCACCCAGUGUUCUCCAAAGAAACAAUAAAAAUUAAUUUUGGCCGUUUACCAGAAUGGAACUGUCCUAUUCCAGACACCGAUGCUAAAUCGGUUACAGUUCAUAACGAUAUUACAACUGUACAAAGUAUACCAGACGUAACAACCAGUCAAAAUUCAGUGAAAGAGGUAACCCCUGUUAAGAAAAUCCGCCCUCGUCCGGUUCCCAAACCCGCUCCAGUGGAAAACAACGUUGCGUGGGACAUCCCAGCAAUACAAUGUUACGAGCCAGAUGAUGGUGUUUUCUACGCUCAGAUGGGUCCCACGGGAGGAAAACACGGUUAUUCUGCUAUUACAGGUCACGUCGGUUGGGGCAUUUCUUGGUAUAUUAACGGACUACUUAUACCGGAAAUAAAUGUCGUUAGAGGACAAACGUACACGUUUGUCGUCGAAGGAGGAUUGGAUCCAGAAAUACCAGCGAAAUACCACCCAUUUUAUAUCACUGACGAUCCUGUUGGUGGUUACGGUUACAAGACGGCCGAAGAAAGAGAGAACAUCCGAGUGUUUGCCGGAGUCAGCGUUAGCAAGUCGGGAGAAGUGAUCCCCACGGGAAUCGGUCGCUUGUGCAAUUGGACUCCGGACCCGCAACAGCCUUCGGCAGACGAAUUCGUCUCCUUCGGCGCUUACCAGAGGACGUUGAGCUUAGCCUGCGACAACGGGGAUCCCGGAAUAGUGCAAUGGACCCCAGACGCGGAUACACCAGACACGGUCUACUAUCAGUGUUUCACGCACCGCCACUUGGGUUGGAAAAUCAACGUAUUGGACGCGUGCGAUAAGGAACAGCCCGGCACCCCGGAAACGUAUGCUCCAGAAGACUUGCAAUCCAGGGGCAGUAUCCAGUACACAACGAGGGUGAAACCGGACGUGGAAAACGAUCGGUUAUACGGUUCCAACAACAACAAAAACAUGCUGAUCGACCCACGAGCGGUGACCAAACAUCACGAUGGCAACAUCGUGCUGACGGUCCCCGGCGCGCUCGAACAGCACCUGAGGAACGAUUUGUACAGGUCACCACCGCCGGUUCACCGGGACCAGCAGCAAUCGUUCGCGCACGACAACGGUUACCGGUUCCCGUCGUCGUCGGCCGCCUCGCAACAGAACUUCACCACCAUGUACGCGUACCCCAGCACCAACUACACGUACGGCGGCAACGUGCCGUUUUACAUGCCGAAAACUCAUUACGGCAGUCCGCAGCCCGUCAGAUCGUCCGCCUACGGCAGCAACCACGUGGCCCCGCAGCAGCAGUCGUUCGCCAAUUACCGACCAAUCAGGCAGCCGGCCACGCAGCAUUACCAUCCCUUGCAGUCUAACGGCGCCCCCGGAGGCCAAAUGAUGUUCGACCCCAAGCAGCCGGUCGCGGUCAAACACGGUUACCGGGUGUCCGGCAAACGGUUGCCGCACAACGGCGCCGCCCAUCACUCGGUCGUGUACAAGAAACCCAUUUACAAGUUCACCGGUCAUCAGUCUACAGCUCCGGUCGCAAUAGCCUAUUAUAAUCCCGUGCCACCGGUACCUCACCCGAUUAUGUCAUCCGCGUACCCCGGCCAGUUCCAACACCAACAACAGUUCGUCCACGUGCAACCGCAACAGUUCGUCCACGUGCAUCCACAACAACAACAGCAGCAAUUCGUCCACGCGCAGCCGCAGCAUCAACAUCAACAGCAACCUAGCACGUCGGUUUCGCAGUCGGUCUCGGUGUCGUACUCUUCGUCCAAACACCAAAAUCACCAAGGCGGCGGUGGUGGAAGUGGCUACUCGCAGCCGAUCCAGAGCAGACAAGAACAUCAGUUACAGGGAGGUUUUGACCCCAAUACCGUGGUAAUCGAGAGCGGUUUCAAGCCAAUCUUGCUCAACGGCGAAGACAGCGUUUUCCAAGACAGGUCCGAUGGGGACGCGGACGGCUUAAUCACGGAACCUACGGUCAAGUAUAACGAGAGGAAAAUGAGCAAAAAGUUGAUAUCCAGGAAACUCGCGGCGGCCAAAUACGUGGGAGCUGCGAAAGAAGACAACGAACGCACCGACCGACCGGCGGUACCGGGUAGUACUGCGGCUGCGAACUACGACUACGUCACAGCGAACGUGGACCACGAAAAACGACCGACCGCGGAAAACGCCACGGAAAUCGCGAAACACAAUCCUGCCGAACCUGUCGUUUUAUAAUGACGCAAAUAUGUAGUGCCUAGUUAUUAUUAUCUGUAAUUUACACGUUAUAAUGCCAUAGUAUUAUGCCCUCGUGUCGCGGGAGUUGUAUACUUACAACUUUAAUCAAUUUUUGUAAAGGUAAUUAAAACAUUUUAAUUAUA
Molecule: messenger RNA, 3789 nt
Organism: Sipha flava (yellow sugarcane aphid)
Lineage: Eukaryota; Metazoa; Arthropoda; Insecta; Hemiptera; Aphididae
Product: protein Skeletor, isoforms B/C-like
Exons: 14
Coding region: 158-3646 (1162 amino acids)
Source: RefSeq, a predicted model, not a curated record